GAUUGAAAACUGAAUUUUGGGCUGAGUUGGUCUUUAAAUUGUAGACUGAAGGAGCUUGGAAUUGAAUCUGAUCUUUGGAACAUUGCGCAGAUAUAUGAUCCUUGUCUGCACUCUGGACUUUCUUCACACGCGUGUGUUUUCAUUAGGAGACCAACACCCUGCUUCCUUUGAUAUACUUUCAACUGCUCCACUGUGCUCUCCAAACCAUGAAUUCCGGGGACCAUAGAAGCUUCAGAAAAAUCAAAAUGAAAUAUUUCACUCCCCCGAGCACAUUUGAAGCCCUCUGGUUGGAAUUUCAUCAAAGCGCCAAUCACAUGAAAAUGCUCAUCUUGGACUUUUUCAUGGCACUGAGCAAACUAUUCCGAACCAUUUCCCAUGUUCUGGCAGCUCUGUGGGAGGCCCUUGAGGUGGUGGUUUAUUUCUUGCUGACUAUACUCAAUGUGAUUUGGCUGUUUUUGAAAAUCAUCUUGGUCCUUGGGGAACAAAUAAAGGCGUUGGGUCCAAACCAGCUAACACAGCAGCACACACCAAAAAACAACUACUGCAAAGAAGAUUCUGCUAAAUUUGACUCCAUUAACAAGAGCUUGACAGACUCUCAGACCUUCAAAAAGCAACAUAUAGAGUAUAAUGACAUCACAAAGGAAGCCAUACACCAUAAUCACACUGGGAAGAUGCCUGUGUAUUCUACAUACACUGAAAGGAAAACAAUUUCUUCUAAUUGCAUCAGUAAGGAAACUCAAGACUUUGAUUUCAACAAAGGUGAACAAACUAAUUCUUACGGGAAGGACGUUUCACAACCUGAUUCCACCAAGGAGAAACCUUUCCACCAUUCCAUCACAAAAAACGUUGUCCAUUUAAAAUACACCAGUAAGGAUAAUGAAUUCGCUGCAUUCAAUAAGAACAAGGUUUCGCAAUCUAAUACCUACAGGAAGGAGUUUACACAGCUUGAGUCCACCAAGGAGAAACCUUUCCAAUAUUCCGUUACAAAGGGCUUUGUUCAUUCAAAAUAUAUCAGUGGAGCUAUUGAUCGUGCAUCCAAUAGGCAUGAGCAUUCACAAUCUAAUUCAUACAGGCAGGAGUUUGCACACUCUGACACCUCCAACGAUAAGCCUGUAUACUAUUCCACCCCUAAGACGUUUGUGCAUUCGAAAUACAUAGCUAAAGAAGGUGACCACUCGGAUACAGGCAAGAAUUUAAUUGCUUAAUCUCUUGGCUACAGGGAAGAGUUUGCACAUUUAUAUACCACCAAGAAGGAACAUUUACAAUACUCAAUCACUAGAGAAUCUGUGCAUUCAAAAUACAUGAGAAAGAAAGCUUUAGAAUCUGGUCCUGAGAAGAAAGAUUGCACAAGUUUAUUUCUACAGGAAAAAAAGUUUCACAGUCUAAUUACUACAUCAAAGCACAAAUGUAUUCCUACAAGAACGAGUUUAUGCACUAUAACUGUACCAUCUGAUUUAAAAAA
This is a messenger RNA of Rana temporaria (common frog), 1462 nucleotides long. RefSeq lists its product as uncharacterized. The record is from RefSeq and is a predicted model, not a curated record. Bases 207 to 1205 code for a protein of 332 amino acids. Lineage: Eukaryota; Metazoa; Chordata; Amphibia; Anura; Ranidae. The transcript has 2 exons.